UCCAUCUCCCACUUCACCUCCUCUGUCUCCACCUCCGUCCUCUCCCCAUUUACCUCCAGCAUCUUCCGCUGACUCCCACCUGCUCCAGGAGAAUCCAGGAUGGGCUGCCGACUCACCCGAACGAAGGCUAAGACUCAUGAAGUUUCCCAUCACCGACGCCGGGAGGAGCUGCACUUUGUGGACGAGUAUGGUCAGCAAAUCACCGUGCAGGUGGAUGGCAAAGGUGGGCGUGGCCACAGGAGGAGGCGGUCCCACUAUGCAAUUGAAUGCAACAUCCCGACAGAGAGACAAUGGGAGGCCCUGAGGGCCAUGGGGCUGAUGGAAGGAGAUGAAGACCAAGGAGAAGUCUACGGWGCAGGGACUUAUUACGGUCACAUGAGUGUUUCACCUGACCUGUACGCCACCAACGGUCACAUGAUGAUGUCGCCUGACGUGUAUCCACCCAACGGCUACCUCCCCACACCAUCCAACGAUCAGCACCCUGGGAACAGCUACCUGCCCAGCGUCUCCUACAGCUUAGACCACCUGGACCGGCUGGACUACCAGGGUCCAGAGAUGUUGCCCUACCAGCCGAACUCAGAGAGCUGUCUGAUUGGAUGCUACAGAGGAGAGGAAAUGAAGCCGAAGACUUUCCAUAGACAG
This is a messenger RNA of Austrofundulus limnaeus, 642 nucleotides long. RefSeq lists its product as uncharacterized. The record is from RefSeq and is a predicted model, not a curated record. NCBI's taxonomy places the organism in Eukaryota, Metazoa, Chordata, Actinopteri, Cyprinodontiformes, Rivulidae.